Molecule: messenger RNA, 1452 nt
Organism: Parascedosporium putredinis
Lineage: Eukaryota; Fungi; Ascomycota; Sordariomycetes; Microascales; Microascaceae
Source: the annotation of a GenBank genome assembly
AUGUCAACAGCUUCGGACGACGACGACGAGUUUUCAGAGGACAAUGUGCUUAGCACUCUCUUCCCAAGUCGCCUAAAAACCAUAUCGCCGCAGAAGCCCAUCGUGGCUCCGUCUCAAAGCCCCGCUGGAGCGGCUCUUCCCGUCGCCCCCGUCGUCGACGGCGGCGCGCCCCAACCCGUGGCGCACGUAAGAGCCGCCCGUCUCUCGGACCACGCGCGCAUCCAAACUGCGCAGUCCCUUUGGAUGGGCGCCCAAGAUGGGACUUCUGAGCCUCAGCGGCCGUGGCAACCCCAGCAGCACCACCAAUCUCAGUCCCCGUCACAGCACCAAAAUGGUGCCGAGUCCGCACGCGCCAGGGAGCAGCACAGCUCCCGAGGCAACUCACCCGACCUUGAAAGGGGGUCCAGCACCGGCCGUCCAGCGCGUCGGUCAAUGCCGAGCGGCAGGCUCGAGGCUCUGACGCUGGCGGUGCCAGUUAUCGACAUCACAGAUAGCACUCCCGAUGGUGGGAUGCGCACGACGUGUGGUGCCCUCCUUCCCGAUGGCUACCGGGUAGACGAUGGGUCGGAAAAGCCAUAUCCUUGCCCCAUCGAUUCAUGCGGUAAACGAUUCGGCGAUCUCAGGGGAGUAGGUGGACAUUUUCAAGCGCUCUGCGCCCAGCAAGCUGAAGCUGGGGAUGGGCCUCCAAUGCUCGGCCUCAUCUUAUACCUCGCAGGCGUCGAGGCGCCGAGGUCUUGCAAGCCGUGUAUGGAGCCCAACAAGAAGUCGCUGUGUAUCGUUGGCGACGACACUCUCCCGCCGGACGUUGCUGCCUUGUAUGGCGGGUCCUGCGCCAUGUGCUACUACCGCCACAAAAAAUGGCACCAGCAGAACAAAUGCACGCUCGAAAGCUUUACAGGGGCCGAAGCCCUCAACGGGCCACCGACCCGUAACGGCGGCAAUGGCACCACCGGCAAGGGCACGGACAACAGCGAGUAUGGAAGCGACGAAGAUUCCGCCCAGGACAACUCCAAGGCCCCUCCGAGAUCCUCGCUCAUGAUGCAGUCCGCAGCCGCCCGCGGUGAGGAAUCCGAUAGACGUAUUCCUGCCGCCGGGAGCAAUGGCAAUAGUGGCAUGAGUGGCCCUACCCGUACCAACGGCGACAUCGCCUUCUCCAACUCGUAUCUGAUCUCGAACCGAUCAGUCAGGGUUGCUGACGGUCUCGGCUUCAACGUCACAUACUUGUUGCCGGGUGCCAAGCUCAAGUUGGGAGAGGACCACAAUAACUUGAGGAUCUGCUCCGUUGCCACGGGUGUGGCAAAAGUCAAACUGGGCGACGAUCCCGAAUUCACCAUCGGCACAAGCGGCAUGUUCAAGAUCCUUCCGGGGUCCUAUGCAGGCUUGAAAAUCGGCUUUACAUCACGACUAUUCUGCAUGUCACCUCGGUCAGCACGUGCUGAGGAGGAGUCUUAG